UUCGGAAAUAUCUUACUUUUACACAGACCGGAAAUACGUUCUGGAGUGGAGUGACCGUCUGAUUUGUCAACAAUGAGACCCAGAUAACAAAUUCUAGAAUGUGAUUUCUUACUAAUCGUAAAUUAGAUACUAAAAACAAUGUCUGUAGUUGAUAGGAUAGUUUAAAAAGUGCAAUGAACAUAAGUUAUGACGCUUGAACCGGCGUCCAUCGGCUCACAUCGUCACGGACUGGCGACCCCUUGGAAAAACUGUCAAUACUGCUCUCUUCAUUUUAAGUCCCCGCGGGAAUUUUCUCGGCACUUGAGGGAAUCCCACUGUUCUAAGGAGGGGGGAUCUUACGUGUGUAGGUAUGGGCCUAACAAUAUAUGCCCCUCGCUGCCUCUGGAAGGUGUCAGUGACAUGGAUUAUGAAAACCACAUAGCACGGGACCAUGUCCAGGCCUCGGGGAGAAAGAGAUCGGAGACCCAGGAGGACCAGUGUUUUGUUGUGUCGCCUCCAGGGACAAUUCCGUCAGUCGUGCACGACCAGCACAGAUGGACGGUGUUUGAUUCCAAGGUCAACCUACCUGCGGCCCUGAAUGACCCCCUCAGGGUCAAGAGAGAGACCGACUUCUUCACCAAAACCUGGGGCCAGGAAUUCUAUGAAAAGAUGUAUGUCCCAGAGUCCAGAUAUCUUCCAGAAAUUGACAGGAGAUUUUUUGAAAAAUAUAAGCAUAGAAUUUCAAAGAGAUAUAGAAGGUAUGCUAGAUAUAAACAUCAGAUUGACCAAGAAGCCCCAGGGGGAGAAUCAUUUCUUCAACAAAUGGAAAAAAACAGAGCAGAACUCCAACAAUUACCAAAGUUGUUCAUGCUGUCGAACUUUGACCUGGAGAAUUCGGACACAUUCAAUGCUGUGUUUCCGUGGUCACAAGUAGAGGAGUGCAAGAAAAAUGGAGGAUCAUCCCAGUCCUCCAAACUUCUACAAGAGAAGUUGAGCCAUUACUUGGAUGUGGUGGAGGUACACAUCGCUAAACAGAUUUCUACCAAGUCUGACACCUUCUUCCAGGCCGUGUCGUCCCACGACGUUCUACAGGAAAACAUGCUGAAGACCUGUCAGACCAUCAAACAACUGAGGGAUAAGAUCCACAGCAUUGAUGAACUCUUGACCCAGGGGUCAUUAAAGAUAAUGAAGCUGUCCCAGACCAGGGCAAACUAUGUCAAACUUCAUGAUAAGCUGAAGUUGAUGUCUACGGUCCACCAAACACAGCCAACCAUUCAGCUGUUACUGUCCACUCAGGAGUUUGUAGGGGCACUAGAUCUCAUCUCUACCACCCAGGAAGUCCUGACUCAGGAACUGGCCGGGGUCCACAGCUUCAGACACUUAAGUUCCCAGCUGGCAGAACUGGAGAAUAUCAUUGAGAAAAUGUUACAGGAGGACUUUGCUAAGUGUGUGUCCGCGGACCUCAAUCGUCCUGUCACAGACAAAGAACCUUUGCUGGAAGAGGAGAAGAUUGUCUCCCUUGUGUUUGGAAUGCUCAGGAAAAGUCGCUUUAAUUUUGUCAAUGUAUAUAGAGAGGAGGCUUUUACAGCAUUCAAGGCUAUAGUUAAACAGACUGUGGUAGAGGCCGUGUCAGAAGCUGAGAAUGUUGACACAGAGGAUGAAAACAUCACCAGCCUGGCCGAUCAGAUGAGGAUGCUGAAUUACUCUCAAUGGAUGGAAUUGAUCAAACAAAUCUUCUCUAAUUUAUUGGUGCAUCUCAACAGAGCAAAG
Saccostrea cuccullata (small rock oyster) is the source of this 1749-nucleotide messenger RNA. Its product is annotated as vacuolar protein sorting-associated protein 54-like. The transcript is spliced from 12 exons. Lineage: Eukaryota; Metazoa; Mollusca; Bivalvia; Ostreida; Ostreidae. Gene Ontology annotation, molecular function: syntaxin binding. The annotation marks the transcript as partial. Gene Ontology annotation, biological process: Golgi to vacuole transport; retrograde transport, endosome to Golgi. Gene Ontology annotation, cellular component: GARP complex. The record is from RefSeq and is a predicted model, not a curated record.